UCAAUCUACGUCAGUUGCGUUAUGCAAAUGUUAAAGUUAGCUUAUAAUAAUAAUAAAUAAAUAGUUGAUAAUUCUUCGAAAUAGUGAAAAUGAUUAGGGAGUUGACGUUGGUGUUACUAAUUGGACUUUCUUGUGGAAAGCCCGUGAGUAAAACGACCAGUUUACAUGCUGCUUAUCCCACGAUUUCUACUCCCCUUGGGGACAUCCAAGGUGCGAGUAUGACCUCAAGAGAAGGAAAAUAUCUCAUUGCAUUCAGGGGAAUCCGAUACGCCAAGGCUCCUUUAGAUGAGCUGAGAUUUAAGCCUCCGGUUGAUCCUGAAAAAUGGGAAGGCGUUUAUAAUGCUACUCAAGACGGAAUCGCCUGUUCCCAACCAGAUAUUCCAAAUUCGGGAGAAGAUUGUCUACUCCUUAACGUCUACAGUCCUAAAGUGCCUAAAGGGAACGAUAGUCCGAAAAAACCUGUGUUGGUAUUCUUCCAUGCAGGUGAUUUCACUGAUCAAUCAUCCAUAAGCAGUUUGUUAGGUCCCCAAUAUCUGCUUGACCAGGAUUUAGUUUUGGUCACGGCAAACUAUAGGCUUGGUAUAUUCGGAUUCAUCAAUACAGGAGAUAAAGAAGCGACUGGUAAUUACGGCUUAUUGGAUCAACUGGAAGCUCUAAAAUGGGUGAAAGCAAACAUUGCUGCAUUUGGUGGAAAUCCGGAUAGUGUCACAAUUGCUGGUUCAGGAUCAGGUGGUUUCAGCGUUUCAUUACAUUUAGUUUCACCAUUAUCUAAAGGUUUAUAUCACAAAGCGAUUAUCGCAAGUGGCUCAGCGUAUGGCAACAUUCCCAUUCUUAAUAAUCAGCUCAAUUUAGUUAAGAAGGUUGCAAAAAAGUUGAGUUGUGCCGUUGAGAAUAACGCAGAUAUGAUGAAAUGUCUGAAAGAGAAACCUGCCAAGGAUCUUGCUGCAACCAAUUCCGAAUUAAGAGAAAUUGUAAAAGAUCCUCAUUAUACGUGGCUUCCAACAAUCGAACAAGAUUUUGGGCAAAAUCGCUUUUUGACUAUGCAUCCACUAAGUCUGCUCAACCAUGGACAAGUUGCGAAUGUGCCAAUAAUGAUUGCACAAACUAAUGAUGAAUUUGGAUUCAAAGCUUUCAAUGUUAUCUUGAAUGAAACGUUAUUGCAAGAAUACGACAAAAACUUCGAAAAAAUGGCGCCUAUUUCCUUCAUUUACGAAAGAGAUACCGACAAUUCUAAGGUGAUUUCGAAAGCACUGAGGACCUUUUACUGGGAAAGCGGGAAAAUUGAUAACACGACUUUACCUAAAAUCGCCGAAAUAUACUCGGAUGCCCUUGCAGGUUUUGCAGUUAACAGAGCCGCAAAUAUUUUAUCAGAAAAAGUUAACGAAUCAGUAUAUUAUUACAAAUUUAACUUUAAAGGAAAGUUAAGUAAUUAUUAUUUACCUGAUACCAACAACACUUCUCCAUAUGGAGUUGUGCAUGGUGAUGAUUUAAUUUAUUUGUUCCACAACAACAAAUUUACUGAUUUCAAAGAAAACGAUCCGGAAACGACGAAUUUACAGAAGAUGGUUAUGAUUUGGGGAAAUUUCGUUACUUCUGGCAAACCAAUACCAACAGUCACUGAUAUCUUAGAUAAUGUAAAGUGGGAGCCUUAUACCACGAAGAACAAGAAGUAUAUGGAUAUUGGGAAUAAGAUGGUCAUGCAUGAGAACCUGAAUGAGAAAAGGUACGCCGAAUGGGCGAAGCUGUUCCCUCUUAACAAACACUCAGCUGCUCACUCCGGCUGAAUUUGGAACAAAUAUAAAUUGCUAAAACGAAUCUGUAAAUUAAUGUAUGAUAAAUAUUUAGAUAUAGGUCGGCAAUAAAGAAAAUGACAAAAAAAAUAAA
Molecule: messenger RNA, 1884 nt
Organism: Nicrophorus vespilloides
Lineage: Eukaryota; Metazoa; Arthropoda; Insecta; Coleoptera; Silphidae
Product: esterase E4-like
Exons: 8
Coding region: 90-1784 (564 amino acids)
Source: RefSeq, a predicted model, not a curated record